AUGACAAGACAAGCUGAGUUGCCAAUGCACCAACGAGGAGAUGCAGUGAGUUCCAUGGUAUAUGAGGCAAACGCAAGGGUACGUGAUCCAGUGUACGGAUGUGUAGGGGCAAUAUCAUCGUUGCAGCAACAAAUUGACCUUCUUCAGACCCAGUUGGCUCUUGCACAAGCUGAGGUGGUGCAUAUGCGAAUGCGCCACUUCUCUUUAUCAAUGUCUAGUGCAUCCACCGAUUCACCAGACAAUAAUAAUUCACCACCACCACCACCGUCGUCCAAGCUCAUGUCAUCUUCUCAUCAGACCAAGUCCCUUUUUAACAUGGACGCCAUGGUGGUUGAUCAUCCCAAUAUGGGGGAGUCCUUGUGGUCAUGCUAG
Camellia sinensis is the source of this 372-nucleotide messenger RNA. The record is from RefSeq and is a predicted model, not a curated record. Lineage: Eukaryota; Viridiplantae; Streptophyta; Magnoliopsida; Ericales; Theaceae.